GCAAAAGGUUGGUGUGAGUCAACCAUGGACAUUGGAAAGCGGUCUGACCCGCGUGUUAGCAGCGUCCUUGCCGGUAAUUUGAUAAUGUACAAAGACGAAGAUGAGCCAAUGGGUCGAGGUGCACAGAUAUCAGUUGAGCAACAAAUCCCGUGCUAUUCAAGGGAGAUCCAAGUCGCUGGACAUGCGGAAAUGUCGUGCCAAGCCGACAAGGCAUCGAUGCGAAUCAGCUUAAGCAACAACAAGGAGUCUGUGAACGAUGUCUCCAACAGUAUAUCACGGCGAGUGGAGUACAUCCUACAAGCUUUACGGCAGCAUGAUGUUAAGGAGGAGGACAUAUCGAUGAGGAAACACAUCCACAGAGAGCAAGACCAGUAUCACAUGGAAGCAGAGGUUGUGGUCAAGUUCUCCGAUUUUGUGAAGAUGGAAAGCGUGUGUGCCGUUCUGUUGCUGAAACUGGACAAGAGCGUUUGCGUUGGGACGCCCAAGUUUUACCACAGCGCCGAGUCUAUUAGCCAACUGAGGAGAGGCGCGUGUGUUGCAGCCGUGGAAAACGCCCGUUUGAAGGCUUGUGAGAUGAGCAGCCGUCUGGAACAGGUGUUGGGGCUCCCCCUGGUGGUCAGGGAGGAGGACGCCAGGGAGUGGACAGAUGAGGAAGGGAGAGAGGAACGAGGUGGGAGACCACCACACAGGCCUACCCUCACCGUCUCCUCUCGUGUGUUUGUGUCUUUCAACCUCAGACCCAGGAAGAAGCUAUAAAAACUCACUACCCAUAAUCCAGUGCGGUCAGCAACAUGCACACACACACACACACGUUCAUCCAAAAUAUGACGCCAAAGAACAUGGAUGUACUUCUGUCGUUUAUUGCACAAGGUACUAAAGUAUUUUGAUCUGACACUGGG
Molecule: messenger RNA, 899 nt
Organism: Osmerus eperlanus (European smelt)
Lineage: Eukaryota; Metazoa; Chordata; Actinopteri; Osmeriformes; Osmeridae
Gene: irak1bp1
Product: interleukin-1 receptor-associated kinase 1 binding protein 1
Exons: 4
Coding region: 25-756 (243 amino acids)
Biological process (GO): canonical NF-kappaB signal transduction; immune response
Source: RefSeq, a predicted model, not a curated record